Messenger RNA from Ilex paraguariensis (yerba mate), 351 nucleotides. NCBI's taxonomy places the organism in Eukaryota, Viridiplantae, Streptophyta, Magnoliopsida, Aquifoliales, Aquifoliaceae. The record is from the annotation of a GenBank genome assembly.
AUGGUUAAAUUUAUUCCAUAUUUGAGAUUCAUAUCCCAAUCCCUUGAGGAGCGAAUUCACUGCUACCAGGUUCUUGAUGAUAGUGGUCGGCAAAUUUUCUCUAGCAAUUCUAUUGAGGUUGGUGAAGAUAUUGCUGUAAAAAUGUAUACUGACAUGGCCACACUCCAAGUUAUGGACACUGCAUUCUACGAAGCACAAAGGCAAGGAAGAAUUUCCUUUUAUGUCACCACAACUGGAGAAGAGGCCAUCAACAUUGCAUCUGCAGCGGCACUUAGAUUGGAUGACCUUGUCUUCCCUCAGGUAUUCCCUCCACCCUGUAUAAUUUGCAUUUGUGUGUGCAUCCUAGACUAA